AUGUCGACCGAUCCCAAGAUUCAGGAUUUGCUGAACAAGCCCAAGAGCGAACUCACUGAAUAUGAGGUCGCCUUGGUAGAAGAACACGAGCUCACAGCUGGCCCCCUGUCUCUUCUCCAAACCGCUACUCGCACCCACACUCAGGUUCUGAUCUCAUGCCGGAACAACCGCAAGCUACUUGCCCGAGUCAAGGCGUUUGACCGCCACUGCAAUAUGGUGCUCGAGAACGUGAAAGAAAUGUGGACGGAGAAGCCGAAGGGCGGAAAGGGAAGGGGCGUGAACAAGGAUCGCUUCAUCAGCAAGAUGUUCCUGCGAGGCGAUUCUGUUAUCCUCGUUCUGCUGAGCUGA
Aspergillus fischeri NRRL 181 is the source of this 348-nucleotide messenger RNA. RefSeq names its product mRNA splicing protein SMD2. The transcript is spliced from 4 exons. Gene Ontology annotation, cellular component: catalytic step 2 spliceosome; precatalytic spliceosome; U2 snRNP. The record is from RefSeq and is a predicted model, not a curated record. NCBI's taxonomy places the organism in Eukaryota, Fungi, Ascomycota, Eurotiomycetes, Eurotiales, Aspergillaceae. Bases 1 to 348 code for a protein of 115 amino acids. Gene Ontology annotation, biological process: RNA splicing; spliceosomal snRNP assembly. Gene Ontology annotation, molecular function: RNA binding.